AUGAGUGCAGAUGUCUAUUAUGCCAAUGGAUUGAGGAAUAUCAUACCAUACCUUAGUAAGAGGUCUUCAUAUGCUAAAGGUCGAUGGGUUGGAUUACCACUUUUAACAGUUCUGACAAAGGAGUUCAGGAAGCAAGGUCCAGAUGAGUAUCUGAAGGGAAUUAAAUCUGGCAGGUACAAGAUACGACGUGGUGAUAGAUUUCUGGAGGUUCAAGAUGUGUUGGAGUUACCCAUUGAGCAUAAGGAUAUCAUUGGGAUGACUACUCAUAAUCAUGAACCACCGGUUAAACAAUGGUGUACUUCAAUUGAAGAAGAGAACUCUAUUGUGGAAGGGAAAAUAGGAGGAAUUGAUAUUGUUUAUGAAGAUGAUGAGUUAUUAGUGGUAAAUAAGCCUUCAGGUAUUCCUGUUCAUCCCACUGGGCAAUAUUAUCUGAAUACUUUAACAGAAAUACUGAAGAAGCAUGGGAAAUUGGUUUCUCCUUGUUAUAGAUUGGAUAAAACUACCUCAGGGUUAUUAAUUAUGGCAAAAAACCAAAUAAUUGCCUCCAAGUUGCAAGAAAAGAUUAGAGUCCAUGAUAUGACAAAGUUAUACCUCGCUAGGGUUGAAGGUCAAUUUCCAAAAAUUUUAGAAGUUCCAACUGAUUUGAUUUUAACUCAAGAAAUGAUUCUAGAGAGGAUUAUGACACCUGCUUUAAAGAGUUCUGUCGAUUCUGAUAUAUUUACUUUGGAGUUGAAAAAACAAUUUCCCGCCGGUCUUUCACCAUCAAGGGAAGCUAAGACAGAUUUUUACCCAGUAAAAUAUAUACCUGACUUGGAUCAAAGUAUUGUGUUGUGUAAACCGUUGACAGGCAGAACUCACCAAAUUAGGAUACACUUGGCAAGAUUAGGAUUCCCAAUCGUCAAUGAUCACUUUUAUAAUUUAAGACAUUCUAAGUAUCCAAAAAGAUCAAGAUUUUUAUUGGAAUUGGCUUCUUGGGAGAAAUCAGGUCUUCCUCCUUCCACACUCAAGGAAAAAUUCGACCAGCUUGAAGAAGAAUUAAGAGAAUAUCAAAAUUCUAGUUCCAUGCAAAGAAAUGAUGAGGUGUGUGAGAUAUGUGGAUCUGAUUUAUCAUCACCGAUUAAGUUAAACGAGUUGGAAUUAUAUUUACAUGCAUGGAGAUACUCUGAUAAUGAAAACAAUUUCAAUUUUGUAACUGAGAUCCCAAAAUGGAUUGAAUAG
Messenger RNA from Vanderwaltozyma polyspora DSM 70294, 1218 nucleotides. RefSeq names its product pseudouridine synthase PUS6 (gene PUS6). The coding region runs from base 1 to 1218 and encodes 405 amino acids. Gene Ontology annotation, molecular function: pseudouridine synthase activity; RNA binding. Gene Ontology annotation, biological process: pseudouridine synthesis. NCBI's taxonomy places the organism in Eukaryota, Fungi, Ascomycota, Saccharomycetes, Saccharomycetales, Saccharomycetaceae. The record is from RefSeq and is a predicted model, not a curated record. The transcript has a single exon.